Micromonas pusilla CCMP1545 is the source of this 657-nucleotide messenger RNA. RefSeq lists its product as uncharacterized. Gene Ontology annotation, biological process: protein targeting to membrane; peptidyl-L-cysteine S-palmitoylation. Gene Ontology annotation, molecular function: protein-cysteine S-palmitoyltransferase activity. The coding region runs from base 1 to 657 and encodes 218 amino acids. The transcript has a single exon. Lineage: Eukaryota; Viridiplantae; Chlorophyta; Mamiellophyceae; Mamiellales; Mamiellaceae. Gene Ontology annotation, cellular component: Golgi apparatus; endoplasmic reticulum. The record is from RefSeq and is a predicted model, not a curated record.
AUGCUGCUGCGCGACGAGGAGACGGACCGGUGGGACUGGAGUAAGUGCGAGCGGUACUGCCGCACGUGUCGGAUAUGGCGUCCGCCUCGCGCGGGGCACUGCUCCGACUGCGGCUGGUGCGUCCGACGGUUCGACCAUCACUGCGGCGCGGUGUCGAACUGCGUCGGGAACGACAACCACCGGUGGUUCGUGUCGUUCCUGUGCGUCACCUCCGCGCUCGUGCUGUCGCUGACGUGCGCCUGCGUGGACGCGCUGCGUCGGACCGGGUGGCCGGCGAGGGCGGCGUCGUGGAACGCGGCUACGUUUUUCUUGAUCGCGUGCGCGUUCGCGUGCUCCGCGAUGUCCUUAGGCGCGAUCUUCGCGCUGUCGCACGUGUGGCUGUGUCUCGCAGACGUCACCACGAAGGAGAUGCUCACGCUGGAGAAGAAGAUGCGAGCGGACGCGCGGCAGAGGUCCGCGCGAGGGGACGGGUCGAGCGGCGCCGCGGAAGCGGCGGGACGGAUAUGGCGUGCGUUUCGAAGCGUCGGGUGGCGGCGGCUGUGCCGGGAGACGGUGUGGGGUGCGAAGUUCGCGUGGAAGCGCGAGCACGAGUCGAGGGCGAGGCCGACGACGGGGCGGAGGGUGGUCAGAAGCGACGGCCGGCGCGCCGCGGGAUAG